AAAGAAAGUUUAGAUGGCUAACGUUUCUGCAUUCUUAUAUCAAGCUAUAAGAGAUAUUUUAUCAGUUUAACAGAAUUUGGCAGCCUUAACUCAAGCUGAAGAUAUUAAAUGACUUUCAAAGUUUGUGUAAUUGGCGCCGCUGGAGGCAUCGGGCAACCGCUUUCUUUACUUCUGAAGAGAAACAAUAAUAUAACUCAAUUGUCUUUGUAUGACGUUUCGCAAUCUCUUAAAGGCGUUGCAAUGGAUUUAUCUCAUAUUGAUUCCCCUACACUAGUGAGUUAUGAUUGCGGCGAAGAAAGUAGUAGUAUAUACAAAGCUUUGCAAGGUGCCCGGAUUGUCGUCAUACUUGCAGGAGUUACACGUAAACCGGGAAUGACGCGGGACGACAUUUUUACCCUUAAUGCCGGUAUUAUCCGAAAAGCAGCAGAAAAUAUAGCUAAUGCGUGCCCCGAAGCAAUGUGCUGUAUUGUGACGAACCCUGUGAAUUCCCUCGUCCCCGUAUUUAUAGAAACAUUAAAGAGUUUCAACAUCUCGGAAUGCGAAAGACGUGUUUUUGGCGUUACUAAACUUGAUUGUUCCCGUGCUAAUACAUUUAUUUCAGAAGAAAAAAAUAUUCCUUUGGAGGGCUUCCAAGUGCCUAUCGUAGGGGGUCACUCUGAAAAAACUAUUGUUCCUCUGUUUUCAAAAUUAACAAAUUGCUCAUUAACCCAAGAAGAGACUGAUCGUUUGUUUAAGAAACUACGAAGCGCUGGUAGCGAAAUCGUUGAAGCGAAGAAAGGACAAGGGAGCGCUACUUUAUCAAUAGCAGACGCAACAGCACGGUUUGUAGACUCAAUUAUUACGGCUUGUACAGGAAAAGAAGUCGAGGAAUUUUGUUACGUCAAAACUAAUCUUAUAAAAGGGGUGGACUACUUCGCUACACGGGUAUCUUUAGGGCCUAAAGGUAUUACAAAAAUUCAUGAACUGGGCUCCUUAAGCGAAUAUGAGGAAACAGCAAUAAAAGACUGUGUAAAGGCUCUACAGCAAAAUAUAAACACUGCUUUAGAAUAUACGAGGAUAGACAGACAAGAUAAAUAA
Zophobas morio is the source of this 1077-nucleotide messenger RNA. RefSeq names its product malate dehydrogenase-like. Gene Ontology annotation, biological process: tricarboxylic acid cycle; malate metabolic process. The transcript has 9 exons. Gene Ontology annotation, cellular component: cytoplasm. The record is from RefSeq and is a predicted model, not a curated record. Bases 109 to 1077 code for a protein of 322 amino acids. Gene Ontology annotation, molecular function: L-malate dehydrogenase (NAD+) activity. NCBI's taxonomy places the organism in Eukaryota, Metazoa, Arthropoda, Insecta, Coleoptera, Tenebrionidae.